Molecule: messenger RNA, 1785 nt
Organism: Serpula lacrymans var. lacrymans S7.9
Lineage: Eukaryota; Fungi; Basidiomycota; Agaricomycetes; Boletales; Serpulaceae
Exons: 2
Coding region: 92-1618 (508 amino acids)
Source: RefSeq, a predicted model, not a curated record
ACUUUAAGUAUCCUUUCACCUCUUUUUCUCUUUCUCAUCUCAUAUUCCCUAUAUCCCACUUGCUUUUUUAAUACCACCCUUUAUCUUCAUCAUGAUUGUUCCAAAGAGGUCUCAGCACUCGCCACCCCCUUCGUCGUUCCCAAUGUCUUCAGAGCUGGCUCUCUCUUCUUCACCAAAAACACCACUUGCUUCUCCACCACGUACCCCACCUCGCGGUCAUCGUCCAUCCAUGACCAAGCCAAAGCUAUGGCUGAGCCGUAGCUCAACCUCUGGUUCUUCUCGAUCCAUUUCAAUCACACCUCAGGCUGCGCCAGUGAAAGCACCGAAACCAAUUCGUAUUUCAGAGCCUCAGUUUAACAACUCGCUAGGAAUUUUCAAUGUUCCACGAAAUGGCGCUCUUGGGAGCGGUGCCACGGUCGUCAGAACGCCCCAGGAAGCACUAUCUGUAUCGACUAGUCAAUUAUAUGAUUUGCUGGACGAGGAGGAGGAGGAGGUUUCAAAGGAGCUUGAGAAAAGGGACUUGGGACGCAAUGGUAGCAUCACUGGUAAAGAAUACAGGGACCUUCCAUCGCCCCCAUCCAGUCCUCCUUUGCCUGCAGUUCCUACAUCCAAGAGUUCUCCGAAUCUCCCAUUAAGAGAAACAUUGACACCGCCGCGACCCAUGCGACCUGCACCCCCAGUACCUGCUGCGUCCGCGUCCACUACCCUUCGCCCUUCUUUGAAACCGAGAACGCCUCCAUCUUCCGAGUAUUCCCCUCCUGUGCCCGCUCUGCCUUCGAACAUCCCUACUUCGCCUCUUCAGCCGCCGUUUCAGGCUAUCCUUCUUUCUUCAGUCCCGGCAAGCGCCAUUGACCCUUCUAAAAUCAUAGUUACGUUGGAAACGAGCACGACAUCCCACCGCACUACCCUGAAUACCCUCACUUCACGACCAUCAUAUCUUUCCAGCUACAUCGCCUCUCUUUUCCCAAGUCCCAAUUCACCGGACACGGCAUCUUUGUACUCCAACACGAGUAACGUCUCAAACGAUCAAGACAGCUCUUUCAAUUCGAUCUUCCACAACCACUUAACCUCAUCCGGUGUUCUUCCCAACUGCUCAUCAAACCUCCAUAUUUUCCUUGAUAGGCCCAGUGCUCCAUAUGCUCACAUUUUGACUUACCUUCGCUCACCGCCCUCAACUCCCGAGAACCCUGCUACCCUUCCUCGUGCCGCACAGCUAUCAUCGUGUUCAUCGUCUCGCCUUGAAGCUCUUCUGGAGCUGCGCGACGAAGCAUGCUAUCUCGACCUCGAUGAACUAUACAGACUUUGCACAGAAGAAAUUCGUCAACGCCAAAGCCUCGUCCUUCAUGCCAGAGGAGGAAGCAAUAGCAGCCAUAAUGGCUCUAUGCGCUCUAUUCGCACAUUCCGUGAAUGCAUGGAUCCUUCUGAGCAAAAGGCUUCGUAUCGGGAUUCGAGUGAUACAAUGCGAAGUGGGAGUACCAGCGUCACCGAGUUGGGUUUCAACUCCAAUUCCCCACAUGUCCCUCGGCAGCAGUCCACCGCCCGUGGUCGAAGCCACUCCCGCAAGGGAUCACCGAUUCCUGCUUCUAUGAGGAGUCGUCCGCCAGUGGGCUGGAUAUGAUAUUGAGCUUUCUUUUCCUUUCAGCAUGUUUUUGUGAUAUCCCACAUAUGUACCGAUUAACGACUGUAUUCUUGGUUGUCAGUGUAUCUAUAGUCUAGUAUUGUGUUGUUACUGUGUCUUAUGUUUAUUGUGCCCCAUAUGAAGGUCAAUUGACGCCUUGAACUUGA